GUGAUUUCCUCUUAGGUAGGAGGAACCCAGGGUCAGUGGCUGAAAACACUGAGGGGGAUCACAUUUCACAGCUCCUCUCCAGCUCCUCUCUCCAGAGACCAUGGCCUUGGGCGCCCCCAGGAGGGGCCUUCUGUUGCUGCUGAUGGCCUUGGGCCUGACCCAGAGCGACCCUGUGAGGCCCUAUCGGGGACCGCUGGUGACCUGCACGUGUGAGAACCCACAUUGCAGGGGGCCUACCUGCCAGGGGGCCUGGUGCACAGUAGUGCUGGUGCGGGAGGAGGGCAGGCACCCCCAGGAACAUCGGGGCUGCGGGAACCUGCACCCGGAGCUCUGCAAUGGGCGCCCCACUGAGUUCGUCAACCACUACUGCUGCUACAGCCCUCUCUGCAACUACAACGUGUCCCUGGUGCUGGAGGCCACCCGAACCCCUUCGGAGCAGCCUGGAGUAGAUGGCCAGCUACCUCUGGUCCUGGGCCCUGUGCUGGCUUUACUGGCCCUGGUGGCCCUGGGUGCCCUAGGCUUGUGGCAUGUCCGGCGGAGGCAGGAGAAGCAUCGGGGCCUGCACAGUGAGCUGGGCGAGUCCAGCAUCAUCCUGAAGGCAUCCGAGCAGGGGGACAGCAUGCUCGGGGACCUGUUGGACAGUGACUGCACCACAGGAAGUGGCUCGGGGCUUCCCUUCUUGGUGCAGAGGACAGUGGCGCGGCAGGUCGCCCUGGUGGAGUGUGUAGGAAAGGGCCGCUAUGGCGAGGUGUGGCGGGGCCUGUGGCACGGUGAGAGUGUGGCUGUCAAGAUCUUCUCCUCCAGGGACGAGCAGUCCUGGUUCCGGGAGACCGAGAUCUACAACACAGUGCUGCUCAGACACGACAACAUCCUAGGCUUCAUCGCCUCAGACAUGACCUCCCGCAACUCGAGCACGCAGCUGUGGCUCAUCACACACUACCACGAACACGGCUCGCUCUACGACUUUCUGCAAAGGCAGACGCUGGAGCCCCAGCUGGCCCUGAAGCUAGCUGUGUCCGCGGCCUGCGGCCUGGCCCAUCUGCACGUGGAAAUCUUUGGCACACAGGGCAAACCGGCCAUAGCCCACCGUGACCUCAAGAGCCGCAACGUGCUGGUCAAGAGCAACCUGCAGUGUUGCAUCGCUGACCUGGGCCUGGCUGUGAUGCACUCUCAGGGUAGCGACUACCUGGACAUUGGCAACAACCCGCGAGUGGGCACCAAGCGGUACAUGGCUCCUGAGGUGCUGGACGAGCAGAUCCGCACUGACUGCUUCGAGUCCUACAAGUGGACCGACAUCUGGGCCUUUGGCUUGGUGCUAUGGGAGAUCACCCGCCGGACCAUCAUCAAUGGCAUCGUGGAGGACUACAGACCACCCUUCUAUGAUGCAGUGCCCAAUGACCCCAGCUUUGAGGACAUGAAGAAGGUGGUAUGCGUUGACCAGCAGACCCCCACCAUCCCCAACCGGCUGGCUGCAGACCCGGUCCUGUCAGGCCUGGCUCAGAUGAUGCGGGAGUGCUGGUACACCAACCCCUCGGCCCGCCUCACUGCGCUGCGGAUCAAGAAGACACUACAGAAACUGAGCAACAGUCCGGAAGAGCCCAAAGUGAUUCACUAGCCCAGCACCUGACCCCCUCUGCCUGGAGGGAGAGGUGAUGGUGGCCUGUGUUGGGUAGAGGCGGUGCAAUGUUUGUGCUGGGGAAGGGGUGUCUCUCUGUGGGGCAGCUGCGCCUGCUUGCCUGCUCGGCCCCCAGCCCAUCCAGCCAAAAAUACAGCUGGACUGAAACUCGAUCCCCAGCCGUCUGGCCUGCUGAAAGCAGCAGGCUCCCUGACGCCUGGCUCCUCCCCAGCCCCCAUGCCAGCAGGGCGUACCCCCUACAACCCCCAGGACGGGAUGCAAAAAAGGCCCCAGAGCCAGGGUGGCCAAGCCAGGGAAUCCCAGUCCUGGGCUCAGAGCCUGGGCCCGCACUUUACCCCCUGCCCUUGGUUAACCCCACUGCCCCACCAGAGCUGCCAGGGUGAUAUAGGGCCCUGUCCAGCCUUCAGCAGACACCCUGCCCUGCCAGUCCCCAGCCUCUGGCACAAACCCCAGACACACAGGGUGCAUCAGUUUCUGUGACUUUUGUCUCUCAGCCCCAUGAUGCCCUGGGCCUUCUGUUCUCCCUGCAAGACCCCAGCUAGCUGAAUGCCAGCUGCCUGGGAGAGCUGGGGCCUAUCCGUGGACCCCUCUUUCCCCAACCUAGCAGAUUUAUUAGGUCAUUAAAACCCAAGUGAUUCUGCUAAGGGUGCAGCAGGGUCAUAGGCCAGUGGAGAUGUGGCAAGUCAGAUAGGUAAGGCGCAGGGCUUUCAAAAUAACUGAGAGGACUUACAGACCAAGUGUGGCCAGGGAAAGGCUCAGUUGGGAGUCAGGAGACUAAGAUUCUGGUCCUGGCUGCUUGCUCUACAUGAUGAGAGCUGGGCCUUCACUGUCGUGGAACCUUGUUUCAUCUACAUAAUGAUAGAUGUGGUCCUGAUGUCCUUUGAGGUUCCUUCAGCUCUAAUUUUUUUUUUUUUUUGAAAUUUCAGCCUGUAUCAGAGCUAAGUUCAUCAAUCUCAUCUACCCCUUAUGCCCAGCCCCUGACAAUUUGCCUCAAGAUAUGGAUUUGAAAAUAACUUUAUCUGAAGCCAGGAGUAUCUGAAACACCUCCUAAUCUAAUUCCACAAGCUCCAAUUCCUGCUUUAGCCCAUGCCAGUGACCAUACUUGGGUCCAGACAACCUUCUGACCAACAAGCGUAUUUCCCCCUCUCCUUUCUGUGGCUUAACUUUCACUGCCCCAGGCUGAGGGGCAGCUUCCUCCAGGGUCUCCCAAGCUGAGGUCCAGCCAAGACGCUUCUAGCAGCCAGGUUCCUGCUCCCCACUGGCCCCUGGCCCAGGUCCACACCCUUGGCCAGGCCCCAGAGAGUAUGUGUCUCAGGAGAACUCGGUGACUCUAAACACUGACAAAUUCAAAAUUUGGCCAUGCACCCAUGAGGGUACCCUGAGCCCUAGGUGGGCGGAUGGGCAGUAGGGAGGUGAGUUGGAGGUAGAGCCUGAGCGAGGUCAGAGGGGGGCUCAGGCUAGGGACAAGGACAGCUGUUCUCAGGGCAGGGUGGAGAGGAACCCUCAGUUCUAUUUCGGGCCAAUGAAGAAAACACACCUGUCCUUCUCUCCUGCUGUAAAUGACCCCUCACAACCUCCUUAGUCGUUUUCUUGUGUGUUUCUUCCACCGUCCUUGUUGCAGUUUCCAAGGCCUGUCUUCCAGUAUUAUGCAAGGCCAGGAGGAAAACCAGGAAGUGAGAACCAGGAAGUGAAACUGGGUAAAAACAGAAAGUAAAAUGGGCCAGCCCGGUUCCCAGAGCACCACAGCUGGCUUGCUUCCGGGCAGUUUCGUGUUCUCUGGUCGGUGGAACCCACCCAACGCAGCAAUCCGUGCCCGCCACCCCGAGGUAUUUUAUCUCUACUGGAUCUUGGGGGCAAACUCCUCUGAGACCCGACAGCUGGAAACCGAGACUCCCAAAAGACUGGAAAAUUCUUAAGAGAAGGUGUGAGGUAGAAGGUGGCGCGGCGCGAACAGGGGGAGGGUUGAGAGAAGGAGGAACAGCUAACGACCAGAGAGGAGGAAGUAUUGGUGAGCACGGUCUGCAUCUUUCUUCUGUCGCAGGGCGAGAGGGUGUUGUUGGAGGAGAGCACCGUUUGUUGAAGCACUUAGCAUGUGCCUGGGGCAUAAUAAGGGCAUAAUACGUCCCCAAGAAACGAUGGCUGAAUCCUGA
Loxodonta africana (African savanna elephant) is the source of this 3786-nucleotide messenger RNA. It is a transcript of the gene ACVRL1, whose product is annotated as activin A receptor like type 1. The record is from RefSeq and is a predicted model, not a curated record. Gene Ontology annotation, molecular function: ATP binding; transmembrane receptor protein serine/threonine kinase activity. The coding region runs from base 101 to 1615 and encodes 504 amino acids. Gene Ontology annotation, cellular component: BMP receptor complex; plasma membrane. NCBI's taxonomy places the organism in Eukaryota, Metazoa, Chordata, Mammalia, Proboscidea, Elephantidae. The transcript has 9 exons. Gene Ontology annotation, biological process: transforming growth factor beta receptor signaling pathway; heart development; angiogenesis.